Molecule: messenger RNA, 10475 nt
Organism: Glossina fuscipes
Lineage: Eukaryota; Metazoa; Arthropoda; Insecta; Diptera; Glossinidae
Exons: 7
Coding region: 358-8403 (2681 amino acids)
Biological process (GO): regulation of DNA-templated transcription
Cellular component (GO): RSF complex
Source: RefSeq, a predicted model, not a curated record
UAUUCUGGCAUCUCUCUAAGAAGUGAAAAGAGUUUGUAAAUUAUAAAAAAUUUUAUGUUUGUGAUUUACAUUGAAUAUAAUUUAUGGACUUUUCAAUGCAAGAGAAAAUUAUAAAAGUAUUCUUACUUAUGUAUUCCAUAAGUUAUAAGAAACUUCAUUAUGUAGCCGUUAAGGUUAAGUAAAAAAUAAUUGUCUAAGCUGCUGGUUGGUUCGUUCGAUUCGUUUGUAGUAUAGAAAAAAUUCCAAAUAAAAGAUUUGUUCAUGCAACUGAAAUAACAAAGACAAAGAUAUUAACAAAUAAGAUUUAUUGCAGAAAUAUUUAAUCAACUUUAGUAGCAAAAAAAAAAUUAGCAGAGCAUGGCGUCCUCUAUGUUGUCGGCAGAAGCGGGCAACAAGAUGCCUGCGAUUACGACUAACGAUGAUGCAUUAGCUUCGAAUUCUCGUAUAUGUGCUAAUGAUCCAGAUUUUGCUAUGAUUUGCGCCUUUCUACAAAAAUUUUAUAAAGACUUGUGCUUAGAUUUACCCAAUUUCAGUCAACUACAAGAAUGGCUGACCAGAACAGAUGAAGUUUCUUGCCAAUUACGAGAUCUGCAUAUAAAACUUCUAAGAAAAACUCGUAAAACCGUACAUGAAAAAAGUUGGGAAUCAGCGUUAAGCAAGUUUUGUUUCACGUAUUCCGCCCAAGACGCCUGGGAAAUUGAACGGUUUGGAUACAAAAACUCUAGUAUAAAAGUGAAAUUGAGGAUACUAAGGGAGCUACUUGAAAGCCAAUUUGAGCGCAACGCGAAAUUUCGGGCUAAAAUUCUUUCUUUUAGUGCGGACUCUUUAAGAUUACAACCUAUAGGGCGUGAUCGAUUAGGUCAUGCCUAUUGGGUAACACAGGAUGGUGAUUGCAAUAUACGUAUCUAUCAAGAGCAUUUGGACGAAGAGAUCUGGCAUCUGGUAGCCACAAAUCGUAUGGAGUUUGCAAACUUGAUUACACGUCUUAAGGCAAAUGAAGUAGUUUUACCAUCAGCAAAUAUUGGCAUAGUAGAUGAAGACACAAAUAGCAACAGCAGUGUUGUUGUAAAUAAAAGGUCAAAUACUUCAGAUGAGCAAGAUGAUUCACAAGAAUGUGAUCGAAAAAUUCCAAAUUUACGUAUAAAAUUAAAUACUAAGAAGAAAGAAAAGCAGGAAACUGAUAUGGAGAACACAAUAAUGAGGGAUGAAAAACAAUCCACGGAGGAAAAUUGCAAAUUACUUGUCGAAAACGGAGAAAUUAGUGCGGGAAGCGAACACAAAAAGCCUAAUAAACCUGUCGAAGACACUGCUAAUGAAAUUGAAUUAUCCAGUUGUAAUAUGAAAGUAAAGUCUUUGGUUGUAUUGCAAACGAAGCGGAAACUGGACUUGCCUGAAAGACUCACCUGUAGUAGCAUUGAUAAAAGAAGCACGAGCAGUUGUGUAGAUACUUCUCAGCUUGUUAAAGAAAACAAUCAAAAUAAUACUCCGAAAAAACCAUGGUCUUCUGGAGUUGAUAAGUCUGAAAAGAAACGCAGCAAUUACGAUGAUGAACAUAUCAAAGAGGUUUUGGAAGAUUCUUCAAAUUGUGAAGAGGAAGAGGUAGAUGAAGAAGACAUGGACUCUGCAGCUGCAGAAGAAGAUGAAAAUGAAGAAAAGGAGAUCGAACCCUUUGACGACAAUGACGAAAACAUUUUAAGUGAAGAAAUUGAAGAUCCUAUAAUACAAAUUCAGGGUUCUGGCUCUGGCAAAGAAUGUGACGUGGGAAAUGUGUGGUUGGCUGCAGUUUUACCACGUAUGGAGUCUGAGAAUAAUUAUUUGUCGUUUGUAGGAGAAGCAAUAGAAGAAGAAUUUUUUUAUGUGUAUGUAGAAGGAUCUGGAAUCGAUUGUUUAGUAGGAAAUGAAAAGGGCAACGAAGACUUAGCACCUUCAAAUACCCCGCUGUUUACAAAGGAGUCUUCGCCAUCAAGUAAUACUUUAACUGCUGGCACUCUUUCAAAUCUUGACGCGACAAUUUGCCUAAAACCAAACAGCCUUGAAAGCCCUACUCAUAUUGCACAAGAGUCCACUGAAGUUAAACCACAAGUAGCUGAAAUUCAUAGUGACCAGCACAGUAGUGCAAAAAUAAAUAGUGACCUUAAAUGUACCGCAGCAGAGAGCAAUAAUGCCGAAGAAAAUAAAAAUUGUGGGAUGACUCCUUCGCUUCCAACAGAAACAAGAAAAGACGAUUUUUUUAAAGAUCCCAAACACUCCCAAGAGAAAUGCGAAAGCUCUGAAAAAAUAUCGACGAACGAAGCUAAGGUAAAAGAAUUGAUAGAAGAAAAAAAAACUGAGGAACCUGGCCUGACCGAGAAGAAUGCAGAUAGCAUUUCUGAAGAACACACUAAUUACAUUGAAGUAAAAGUUAACGUUGAACAGGAUCAAUUAAAAAGUUUCCAUCCGCAUGUAAAACCGAGUAGUCCGACGGAAACAAUAAGUGAAACCGAAGUUAUCGAAACAAAAAAGUCUGCACUAGAAUCUCUUAAAAAAGAACUCAGAGAGUGCAAACAAAAGUCCUUAGAAAAUAACAUUCAAUCAUUAAAAGAAAUUAGUAUGCCAAAUGCUAGCAAGCCUGUAGCGUGGAAUCGUAAAAGGCGUUUUAACGAGUUUACUUCUUUGCAAAAUUCACGUCCAUCCAAUUCUGAAAGUGAAAUUGAGAUCAACUCUGAAAACUUGGAGGAUGUGGCUCAGGAAUCUCAAGCGGGGGAAGAGCUCGCUGUAGGAGGAAAAAGACUAAAAAUGCGCCUUAAGCAGAUAAAUCCCGAAAUUCGUAAGAAGAUUGAAGCGCAAAAAGACGCAGCUAAUGAAGAAACAACAUCAUCCAGUAGUGGAGAAGAAGACUCCCGAAGUCGACGUAAAAUUAUAUCGCCUAAAAAACACUUUCAAAAAAAUGAGGACGCCUCUUUAAGCACAUCUACAAGCAGAAGCCCUGGACAGGCAGACACAGAAGUCUUAAAAAAAGUAGAAGAUGAAAUAAUUUCCAACGCAGCUACGAAUGCUGUUCCCAAAGCUGCUCAGAUCAUCACCAAAUCCGCCAGGCCUUCGUUGGCGGAAAUUAUCGAAAAAAAACUGAAAAGGAGUUGUAGACGGGCAGAUGUUAGUGUGACGACUGAUGUAACGAAGAUUGAAAACGUAAACCCUUCAAAUAUGCUUCCGUCUAAAGAUUGUCCCAUCUUACAGCCUUUAAAGAAAAAUCUUUUAACUCAAUUACGACAAAAAGAAAAAGAAAGUGAUGAUGAGACUAUUCCCAGAAGACGUACAACUAGUGAUAGUUCGAAUGCAAAGACCGCAGUUGAAAACAUCACAGAUGCUACAGAAGCAGAUUGUAAAGAGGACAAUUUUGCACUUAGCAUACAACGGGAGACGUCUGAGAAUCAAAAAAGAUUGAAUAACAAUGCAAACGCCCUGCAGGAAGAAUUUCAUGAAAAGGAUGUUUCGAAAGAAGAGCGUAGUCACAACGCAGAACGCAAAUGCAUUAACUUCAAAUCAGAUCUUGAAGAACUUCCGGAAGAUGUUAAGAAAGAAAGUGCAAGCGAUGUUAAAAAAAAAGAACCAAGUCAUGUAAAAAAAGGGGUUCCUUUUGAUUCGCAAACGUCUGUAUCUAGUAGAAGAUCUGGCAGGCGUGGUGGUACAAAUAUUAUUUACGCAGAAUUACCACAACCUAAAAGAACGCGUAAUGGUUCCAGAAACGUCAACAAAACGCCAUCGAAAAUUCUAAAAGGUGAUCUCCCAUCGAAACAAAUGAAGACAGAAUCUAAUGAAAUCAAUAAGGAAGUAAAGGACAAGAAGAGCGAAUCCUCUAAUGUAGUAAAAUGUCUGCUGUCAACGAAAGGGGAGGACACGGUAAAGCAAAAGAAAGAUCAAAGUGAUUCUGUGCUUUUAAAACUUUCAAAUAAAACGCCUACCAUCCCGGCUGAUAAAAAACCAGCAAUUUCUACAAAUAAAGCGCUAACAAUUUCUGCUAAUAAAACGCCAAAAAACUCGAUCAUGGCAACAACUCCUAUUAAUAAAGCGGCGCUGGUGGUUGUCACUCGUGGAAAAGGUUCACGUAAAAAGCGUGAGGUCGAUACUACCAACAUUAUUGAAUCUACGGACGCAGAAACUCCUGUCCGUCAGUCGAGGCGAAUUGCACAACAAAAAAUUCGGGAAGAAGCGGAACGUCGGAAGCUAGAAGAAAUUGCUUUGAGAACUAUGAAACAAGAACUGAAGAAGAAGAAAAAAGCUGAAAAGCAAUCGGAUCCCACAGUUAUUGAACCAUCUGAACCAUCGUCAGAUUCUGAGCAAAGUUCAGUUGAGACGAAGAAGAAACGGCCUAGAAAGAAAUUGCCCGGCAAAAAUGGCAGUUGGUCAUCUGAUUCAGAAGAACAGGAGGAACCCGAUGAGGAAGAUGACGAAGACCCACCUCAUUAUGAGACGGAUCCCGGUUCACCUCUUUUCAAAUCUGAUCACGAAUUUUCGCCGGAAUCGGAUCUUGAAGAUGAAACCCAAAUUGUCCCCAUGAAGCGAGCACGCACAGCGCGAAAGGAAGAUGAGGAGAAGGAUGAAGAAGAAUCUUGUCAGCAAUGUGGCAAGUCUGAUCAUCCCGAAUGGAUACUCCUUUGUGACAAAUGUGACAAGGGGUACCAUUGCUCGUGUUUAUCACCCGUUCUUUUUUAUAUUCCUGAAGGGGAUUGGUAUUGCCCGCCGUGUCAGCAAGAUCAGCUAAUAGAAGCAUUAGAAAAACAUUUAAAAGAGUUCGAUAGUUUUGUAGACCAGAAGAGAAAAGACGAUGAGGAAGAAAAACGUUUAGCCAAUGAAGAAUCUAAAUAUUCAGAAAAAAGUUCUGACGUAAACGAGGAGAAUAGCAAAAGUAAAUUUCUGUCGUCGAAAAUCUUUAAUGAUAUCAAAUCUAGUCGUGUACGAAAACAAGCUACGGCUAGGGCGGACCGGCAUAGAAGGCGCACUAAACGUUCCUCCAGCGAAUCGGAAAGUGAAUCGAAAAGCCGAUCGCCAACAAGUACGAAUUCUAAGAGUAAUUCUUCAUCUUCUACCUACUCUGACAGUGACAAUGAACCCAUUUAUAAACUACGCAAACGGCGACAAAUAAAUGUUAGUUAUCGACUCAAUGAAUACGAUGACCUUAUUAAUUCUGCCUUGAAAAAAGAAAUGGAUGAAGCUGCCGGAGCUGGAAACCUGGGACGAGGUAAAGAUAUUACAACUAUUAUAGAAGCGGACAAAGAAGAAAAAGCUCGACAAAGACUGUUGGAAAACCAAGUGUCGUCAAAGGGAAUUUUGACAGAGGGGGAAAAUUUAAAUUUAAACGAUGGCGAAAGUGUUUCGAAAGCAGGGGAAGUCAAUAAUACUUGCCAAAGUAACGAAAAAGAUAGUGAAGACGAGCCAACAAAACGAAAAGCAAACUUGAAACAAACUUUGAAGAAAAAAUCUCGUAAGCUGACAACGUUAGAUGUUAGUUCUGAAGACGACGGUUCCGAUGAAGAUUUUAAAACAUCUUCUUUUGAUGAUGAGGAAGAAGACGAAGAUACUACAAAUUCUACAUCAACAGAUAGUGAUUCGAUUCUAGAGAUAUACAGACGACGUGGAAAUGGUAAAAAGAAGCGUAGAGCCGCACGCCGUUCUAUGCGAGAGCGGCGAAAAGAUCGUAAGUUUAUUAUAGAUGAAAGUGAUGAUGAAGACGAUGACGGUCGACCUUCUACACUAAAAAAGAAACGAAGAGAUGAUUCGGAUUACACCGAAACUGAAGUUGAUGACGAUUAUCUUUCUGAAUUAUCAGAAAAUAUCGAUAGCGCCGAAUUGUGUGAUGAUACAACAUCAGAAGAUUCUGAUGGAGCCUGGCGACCAAACAAACGUAAGAAACAGCGUAAAAUGAACCAUACCGCACGAAAAUCACCAAAACUUAAAAAACCGCUUGUGAAAAAACAGAAAAAGAUUGAAUAUUCUGACGAUGACGUAACUGAAUCCGAAGAAGAAGAAGAAAUCGAAGAAGGAAAGGGUUCUGGCAAACAACCUCGUUCACAAAUACCAAAGACAAUCGACACGACUCCGAAGAGUAACACUAAAGUUAAAGGUAAAAUUACGGUUUCAAAAGUUAAAAAGAAAUCGAAGGCUUCAGACGAAGAUCUUAGUUUUAGUGAUAGUGGUGACAGCACAAGACGAACACGCGGUAGACGUUAUGCCUACAUUGAAGACUUUGACGACGAAAGCUCAGACGGUGGCAUUAAGCCAGGUGUGCAAAGACCAGAUACACCACCUGAAGAACGUGAAAAAUUUAUAAAACGGCAAGAAGAAAUAAAACGUAUGUUAGCAGAAAAAAAUGCGGAGGGUGCAAAACUGGCCGCUACUCCGCGUCUAACCCCCAUUAAAACUCAUUCUGAAAAGGAUAAACGGUCGCCUUCGAAAAUAUCUGAUUCUUUGUCAACCGUUCCAAUAUCUGUAAUUAGGCAGGCAAAAGCGCUUGACAUUGAUUACCUGCAGCGAAAGGGAGAACAUUUGGAUGACCUUGAAAAUGAUGUUGAUGAUGUUGAUGACUUUGACGACGCUGACCUACCCGAUGACUUACCUGACGACAUGGAUGAAGAUGCAAUUGCACGUAUGGUUGAAGAAGAGGAAGAAUUUAACGCUUCCGCUUCCCGCGAUUUACCAGCUCCUGAUGAAGUUUUGAAGACACCCUCCGGAAAUAAACCCAAAACCAAAGAUAUGGAGAAGGCAACGGGUACAUCUAUAAUACCGGUUUCCUCAGUGGGAACAGUUUUGCCAUCAGGCUUACAGGAACCUGUAAGAAAAAGGCUACCAAUGCCUACCAUUUAUCCACCAUUGUUGCGACAUCAGUUCCCGUUACAUUGUACUAGUAUUCCUACUUCACAAAUAAUACAGCGUUCACACGCUGGUCCACCGUCGCAUUUACUGCAGAGCGCUUUAUCAGCGCCUUUAUCACAACCACUACAACGUAACUAUACGUCUCAACCACCGACAUCGCAUCUACAUUUGACAGAUCGCCUAUCCCAUACUACGCCAAUUGCGUCGCUAACUUCGCAAGUUUUAGGUGGUAGAACGUCUACACCAAACGUCCCUUUAAAAUUGACGUCUAUGUCGGAAAUAGCUUCAACGCAAACCAAGUUAGCAACCCUUUCCAAUCAGCCAGAGUCCGUAACAAUAAAUGAUCCAAAACCUCGAGGUCGACGGAAGAAAAUAACUCCGCUAAGAGACCCAUUACAAAAACAACAAAUUGCUGCAGCAGUUACCGCAGCCAAUUCUGCGAGCGGUUCUACCGAUAAAUUAGGUCCCACUUGUGAGUUAUCAACUACGCUCACAUCAAUUCCAUCAAGCGUUAUUAAAAGUGGUCCGCCCGCUCCCAAUCCCAUACAACCAAGCGUUAUAACAAGUUUAUCACAUUUCUCCCAUUCUAUUGCAACUAACAGGUCUGUGGGUUCACCUUAUUCAACUCCAGAAGCCUUUUACGCAGCUCGGUCAACGCUUGGCGUAGGACGUCAUCGGGGUGGCCCGCCAAACUUAUUACCGCCUCAUCCUAAUGUAAGACCAACAUACGGACCACCUCCGCCCUUAAGAGGGUCGGCAACUGGUCUAAGUCAUUCCACGUCAAGUGGUGCAAGCAAUAUUCGACCACGAUUUGCCACACCAUCUUCAUUGAGUGGAAGAGACCACCAACUAUCUACAUUUAUUGGUUCAUCCCCAAGGCCGCCAGCGCCUAAUUUAAAUCCUCCUUAUAGACAACAGAUCUAUGGAAAUCCUAAUUAUGGGCCACGUGUACAUUCUCCUGCAAGUAAUUUAAAACGAGCUCUUCCUCCUUCCCAUGGAGCGGAGUAUUCAACUACUUCGCGUGUGUUUCCGCCUUAUGUAUACUACCCCCCACCUCCCCCACUAACAACACCGAUUCAAUCGCAACCACAAACAUCCGCUUCGACUCAAAUGAAACAAACUCCGAUUCCGAUAUCAUCUUCAACAUCUGUCAUAGUUGCAGCUCCUCCUUCUGCUUCUCUCUCACCUACAACUAUCGGCACAUCUGAUUCUUCUACCAUAACCCCAAAAAAAGUAACUACAUCCAAAUCGCGAUCACCAACAGACAAUCCUGGUGAAAAUAAAUCACUAAUUGAUUCACCCAAGAAGUUAACAACUUUGGAGAGCUAUAAAAACUCUAGCAUAAAAUCUCCUUUACCUGUAGAUGACGAAUCGUCCGGUUCUAGAAGUCCCAUCAUUCAUCAGGACCCAACCGAGUGCUCUUCUUCACCGCUGACAGUAUCCGAUAGUGCAAAUACGGCCCAACAACACUCCGAGGAUGGAGAAGGAAAAGCUAGUGAAUUUAGCGGCCUGGUGAGCUACUUUAGUUCUCAACAUAGCGAUUAUAACACAUAACAGUUCCAAGCCGCUUAAGAUAUUUUGCCCAGUAUGCAAAAUGCACUAUACAUUGAAAAGCUUUAAAGGAAAUUCAAAAUCAAUCCUUUAUUGUAGUUAUAAGAUUAACUUAUACACGAAAUUAUUUUGACGGAUAUUAGAAAGUUUGUCAACGAUUGUGUGUACGAUACUUUAAAGCUCCUGAAAUUAUGCAGAAAUAUUAGUUUGCAAUACCGCGAUGAGAAAUUCGAUUAAAUAUGAACCUUCGUGCAACCGAGAUCCGGUUAAAUAUAUACCUUUUAAUUAUUAUAUUUAUUUUUUUUUUAAAGUUAAUUUGCUUUUUGGUAUAAUAAUGUAUUUUUUUCAUAACAUAUACAAUUACAUAUAUUAUUUUUUACAAGCAUACAUUCGUAGUUUAGUUUGUAAUUGUAAUUGUGUAGUACUCAUUCGUACAUUAAUAUUUCCAUUAUAUAUUCAUAAACGAAUUUGCUCCUAUGUUGCGUCAAUACACAGCUUAUCUAAAUUUUUUGUUUUUUUUUUUUCUUAAGUAGUAAAUGCUAUUUUGAAUUAUUUGUACUACUUUCGUAGGAAAUCUUGUUUGAAAACUUUUAAUAACUUACUACUUAUAUCGUGCAUUCAAAAAAAUGUAUAUCCACAUUAUAGUAACAAAUGUUGUAAUGACUGUUUAAACGAUAUAUAUGUAUAUAUAUAUAUAUAUCUAUAGAAAAACGUUUUUAAAUGUCUGUUAUUUUCGAAAUUUGUUUUAUCAAUAUGAUAUACUAGAGAAAGAGUGUGGAACUCACAGUUGCAACCUGAACUGCGUGUGUGUGUCAUAUAUAUAUAUUUAUUUGAAAAAUAUAUAUGUAUAUAUGUACGAUGAAGGCAUGGAUUAGAUCAGAAAGAAUACACAUAUUUCAUAGUUUCAGCGGGAACAAAGCGUAAAUAGCAGUGUACAUCGAAAGGUUUACAGUUUGUCUAUAGAACGUAACUAUUUUAAAUUUCAUGUAUAUACGUGUUUCUUUCUAAAAUUAGUUCAUUCAUUCUACACAUAUUUCUACAUACGUUGCAUUGAAAUUUCUUUGUGUUUUGAACUUUAUUAUUCCCUAAACGGAUCGUGUCCACAUCUUCAAUUAGUCCCAAAAAAAAAAAAUAAAACUACAAAUUUUAGCCAUAAAGUUGUUUUCAUAACCAUCUUCCGAGAAGUAGCAAAGUCCGAAAAUUAUUUGCCGUUAUUUUAUUUUACCGCUACUAACAUUAUUUUAAUUGUAAAUUAUAAUACAAAGAAAAAAGAAUAAAAAACAAUGCACAAUAACUUUUCCUUCUCUAAUUGCGCAAAACAGGAAUAAAUUGAUUUUGUUGGUUAUAGGUUUUAUAAAUAGCUUUCUUGAUCUUCUGAUGCUUUUCUCGCAUUUCAAAAUUCAUUCAUUAUCUAAUUUGAUAACAUGCAGUUGACUGAACGCUUAAACUAAGCACUGGGCAUCGACGCCAGCUUUCUUAUUCAACGUCCAUAAAUUACAGUCAGCAAAGUGCUGUGAAUUUUUAAAUUUUUGAUUUUCAGUUAAAACUUCAAUUUAUUGACUGAGACCGUAGUCCAAGUGACGGCAUUGAUACUAUCGACGAGCAUGAUCGGUUGUAAGUUACUAGCGCAAAUCCACUUAGAGUCUGUAUGGUCUUAUUAUACGCGCUUUGCCCAAAAAAAAAAAAUUCCCACCACGUUGCUUAGCUAGGCGAAUCGAUAAUGUUCGCACCGAUCGCAAAGCAACGAGUGAUUGCUUAACUUUUUUGUUCCAAUUGCUUUAAAGUCUCUUGUCUUUGUUGUUCGGCUGCUACAUUAUUGGAUAAAUAAGGAAUAAUAACUAGCUUCUUCAAGCUAUUACUUGCAAUAAAUUCGAGAUACGUACAAGCAAUAAACUAUUGGAAAUGUUUCUUAAUGAUGAGCGGCAGCCUCUUUAGCUUUCUGAUCGGCGCAGGCUUUCUCAUUUUCAGGCGGGUCCACUACAGACAAGACAUUUGAUUGAUGUUACCUUUAUUUAAAACACAUAUCACGCCCGUUGAACACAAACCUAGUUUACUCAUUUUAUAAAAUAUACGAA